AUGUCAAAGAUUGAUCCACCGGUUACUCAGACAGACUAUCAAAUGGAGGAUAAAAAAAAUGUGACAGCGACGCAACAACCGCUCACACAGCAACAUCUAAUGGCACACCAUGUCCACCCUGACCAAAUAUAUUCACCACAGCAGUCACAGUUACCGGUGCAUUUAAACAACCAGUUCGCACAAAUUCAACCCAAUGGCGUCAUGCACCAGCUAUUGCAAAGUCAAUAUCAAUCCAACAUGAAUGCACGAUCACCGCUCCUUGAAAACAGACACGAUAUGUAUGGUACUGGAAAAAACCACGAUUACGCUAGACAUUACGGAGCUAAUGACAAUUAUAAUUAUACACAGUCGCCUCCUAGACUAGAAAAAACACUAAUCCACGUAGAUCAAAAUGUUAAUCACGAACUAUUGCAAAAUAUGCCUAAAGGAUACAAUGCAGAAGUUUAUCAAGAUUAUUUAAAACGAAACCCACCGAAAGAUAGUAACCAAAUAUACCAAAACCAUCAACAUACCUAUAGGCCUAAUGUUAAUCAGUACGGUUCAAAGCCAUAUCUACCGUAUUCAAAUAGAAUAGGACCACAAAGUAAUACCGAAUUAUUAAGAAGACAGUACAAUGAAAUACAACAAAUGAAAAUACAGCAACAAAUGCAUUAUCAAAAUCAGGCUCAAAUGCAUCAACAACAAAAAUUCGCAGAACGGCAGUUAUUGCUACAACAGAUUCAUGGAGUUCAACCGCCACCAAAUUUGCAAAAUAGUAUUUAUUCAGAUAGUUCAUAUCGAGAUUUAUACAGUAGCAAAAAUGAUUUUAAAGAUUAUAGUAGUCCAGAUUUACAAAAGGAUAUUGAUAUGUAUGCCAAAAACAAUGAGUAUAAAGAUAGAGAAAUACCUAACAGGCAGUAUCAAGAAACGCAAUGGCAAUCAAAUCAGGCUGAUUUUCGGGAGACGGAAAGACAAAACAUACAAGACCAUGGCAAGUCUAAAUGUCACUCUUCACCUUCCGAAUAUAACAAUCAUAAGAACAGUUCUGGAAUGGUCUCACCGAUGAAAUCAAGCGACUCAAGUACACCUAGUAUAAAAUCACCUUCUUUGGAAAGUCGACGGAGUAGUAGUGGUACUCAAGCUUUACGCUCUCCAACGGCCCAACGAAUACCUUCGGCCCCUGUAACUAUGGCUGGACUACUAUAUAAACAAGGAUCUGAUGGUCUGAAAGUUUGGCGGAAGCGGUGGUUCGUGUUAUCAGAAUACUGCUUGUUCUAUUAUAAAAGUCAAGAUGAAGAAAAACUUCUAGGAUCAGUUCUUCUACCAUCGUACAGAGUAUCUGCGUGCACUGCAGAUGAUAAAGUAAUGCGGAAGUAUGCUUUUAAAUUGGAACACGCAAAUAUGCGGACGUAUGUGCUAGCUGCGUUAGACCAGGAAGCUAUGUUGAAGUGGGUUAAAGCACUCACCAUGGCUGCUCUUAUGCAAAAUUCCACUGAUCAGCAGCAAAAACAAAAUGAUCGAGUAGCUGCGAAAACAGAGGAUGACGACGAAGGAGCAUGUCCGACUUAUGCAAACGCUCCUCCUAAACCAAGAAGAUCUAAUGAUGGAUACAAUUCACCUAGUCCUGAUAUGUACGAUCCAAAUUAUGAUCUACUUAAAAAACCUGCAUCACAGUAUAGUCAAGGCACCAACCACACUCGAUACCCGGACACAAACUAUAGCACUAAACAGGAGAUUUACACUCGCAACCUGCAAUCACCGCCCACGCAAAUGCCUUUUCAAACUAAACGGCCUUAUGAUACGCAGAAUUUGUCAUUACCAUUAACAAAUACUGUUUCAGAAUCACUAGGUAAGAAUCAUACACCCUCCAUGAACAAAUCUAACCCACAAUCUCCUUAUUUUGACACUAGGAAAAAUCAGCAACAGCAACAGCCAGAUGAUAAAAUCGAAAGUAGUUAUGAAAAGCAACCAAACUACAAUCCUUUUCUCCAAGAUUAUGGGGAGAGAAUUGAACAGAAACACAAAGACGACGAAGUAACCCGACCUCCGGCUGAUGCAAAUAAAACUUUGUUUCACAAUGAGAGUUAUCCUGAGUCUCAAAUGAAUACUAAACCAUACGUCGAUGCAAGUGUAUAUGGAAGGGAAAUGUAUAGUGACCUAAAUAAUAAAUUCACCAAACUGUCAAGUACAAUGAAUGAGCGUUUAGCUGAAAGACGUACUCCAGACGCUUAUAGAAGAUCCAAAACGAUGUCAUCAUAUAAUAACGAAAAUAUUGGGGACUAUGAAGACAUUUAUGCAGCAUACGGCAACGAAAAAUUGAAUGCAAAGUCACCAAAUCCAUCGCGCGAUGCUGUGAGUCUGUCUAAUCCCAAAUCUCCACAAGAUCAACUUGUUUAUGCUCAAGAAAAAGUUUUUAGUGGGCCUUCAGUUUUACGAAGGAAGAAGAUGCAGGCAAGUGGUAUUCAGCCACCAAUGCCGCGUCCUCAUAGUGCUGAUUUUCUAGAAUAUGAAUCAAAAAAUGAGGUUCUUAACAAAACUAUGCCAUCACGAAGUAAUUACGAUCCACCGAAACAACCACAGCGUCCCAAAUCGAGCCUAGAUAUUAAUUCUUAUUAUGAUCCUAGUUCAGAUAAAUAUUAUUCUGAGGAAAGUUAUGCACAAAAAAUGAGACAGUCAGCACAAUAUUUGCAACAACAAAGACUUGGGCCUAGGAAUAUACAAAUUCCAUUAGAUAAAUAUGCAAGCGGACUAGCUGAGAAACAAUUGCAGUCACCAUAUGCUCAAACUGUCAAUAAUAAUUAUGAAACUGAGUUUAAUGUCAAUCGAAAUAUUCGAGAUAACGUCAGUCAUAAUUCAAAGUAUAGUGAUUUAGAAGCAAUGAACUCUAAUUGGACAUUAAAAGAGAAAAAUCUAGAAAAGCAUAAGGAUUAUUUUAACCGAAGCGGUAGUGUGAUAAGCGAUGGCUCUAAUAUGAGUGGCGUUGUUAAUGAUGCAAACAGAUAUGAAUCGAAUAUUGAAGGAUUUAUUAGAUCUGCAAGUGCAAGACUUCCUUCAUCUACUGAAAGAGAAGGUGAAAAGAAAGUACAACAGCGUGAAGAAUCGAUGAAAAGACUUUUAGAGUGGAAGCAAAGAAUGUUACAAUCUCCUCUUACGAGAAAAAGCACUCCAGCAACCAUUUCUUUAGCGAGAUCUUUAAAUCAAAGCAGACAAUCGUUGCGGUCAGACCAGUAUAAGCCUAAGUCGUAUAAAAACGCAUCAUAUAACAGUUAUUCUUCAGACGACGAAGAAGAAAGACCGGGCACUGAUCUGCAAAAUACGAGAGAUAUGCAGGCAGGAAGGUCCCAUAAUGUUAAUGCCACUAGCCCUACCUUAUCGCGGCUGACUUCUCCGCACGCGCUUAGUUCUACUUCACUCGCAGAAAGUAUAUUAACUGAUCAAGCAACUUCGUCUGUUGUAGAAAAUACUUAUGAAAAUAUUCUCUGCACAAUUUCUCUGCCUAAAAUAGUUACUGAUAUCGACAGUGGCGAGGAUGAGUUCAUAAAUUUUAACUCCAUUAAGAAGGAACCAGAGGUAGUUCCGUCGACCUCCAGGGGAACCGUUAAUAAAAUGGAAUGUUCACGUGAAUCACAAUUAAGUGAUAAUGAAGGUUAUGAAACGCAUGAUAGUGAAGCUGACUCAGAAACAAACAUUGAAUAUACAGAUAAUGACUUAGAUGAAGUUUUGUUGGCAUCGGACAAUGAAGUUGAAAAUUUCAAUGAAAGUGUUGCUGUGAAAGUAAAUAUGGACAACGUACCUGCAGUUACAGAAGAAAAAAUAGCUAAAAAGUCAGAAACACCGCCAGUUCGUUUAUUAGGGGAAGAUCAUUAUCUGCCCAUGAGUCCACGAAAAAUUUCUACCAUCGAACCAGCGCAUAAAACAAUAUUGGAAAAUAUAAGCGUUUUUGGUCAAAAUAUGCCAUUUAAUUAUGAAGACAACCCUUACGUAGAAAUGAAUGUGGGUAACGAAGAGGAUGAUACGCAAACUUAUGAGAUAGUAUGCGUAAAUAACGAAAAGUCAGAACCAGUUUAUAUGGAACUAAGUAGUGUAAUAUCACAAAUAAAAUCAAAUGAAGACUCAGUUAAAUCAAAUACAUUAAUUGAUACAGCAUCUAAUUUUGCAAAUACAAAAGAACAAACAUUGAAAAGGAUUUCUAAAGAAGAAAAAAGCUCUAAGGAGAGAUUAGAUUUAUCUGAAGCCGAAGAAGAAGAUAAAGAAAAUUCACUGGAUUCACCUUUCAAUAGAUUUAGUAUUUCUGAUAAUUUUCGCCCAGCUUCAUAUUAUCUUGGCGGUAGCAGAUCUACAUUAGAAAGACCAGAAAGUUUUGAUAGUGAAAUAGUACAGGCUCUAGUACCGAGUUCCUCGCCUCCAUUUGAUGCUACGUUAGAUGAAGAACUUUCUAAGUAUAUAUUAGAUAAACUAGAUAAAUCUGAUAUUUCACAAGAUAAUUCUAUAAUUAAAAUGUUAACAAGGGAAAAUCAAAAAAUGAGUAAGGUAAAAAAGAAAACAACAUCUCUAAUGAUAUAUAGCAGUCAUACUUCGAUUCACGACACUCUUUCAAGGGGCGAAAAAAUUCGUCAUAGCAGGGCAAGUCUAACAAGUGAAAAUAAUAAGUAUCUGGAAACGUCAAGCCAAUUUUUAAAUAAUUUUAUCGUAGAAAGACUUAACAAUAGUGAUAACGAAACCGAUUCUUUUGAAAGUCAUAAAAUAAACAAAGAAAGAUCAAGGUUAUCCUUAGAGUCAGAUGUGAGUAGUAAAUUUGAUGCGGCACCUUCAACUGAAUCUGAUUCUAUUGUAGAUUUGCGACACCCAUUUGAAAUAUCUAAUUUCGAAAAUGAGAAUAAAAGACGACCUCUGUCUGAUCAUUCGAUAUAUGAAUUUAAUGAAUCUGAAAUUCCUAAUCUAAGUAACGAUUACUCGAAUAUUAAUUUAGAUACCUAUUUACAAACUUUAAAAAGUCCUACUAUGGAGUAUAGUAUAAAACCUCAUUGUUUUGCAUCAAAUAGGAUUAGCACAAACAGUGACAUACUGAAAAAUAAUAAUUCAACUAUUAACAACGAAAAUACUAUUGGUCAUGCUCGUUCGUCAAGUACACCUGUAACUCAAAAUUUAGUUUUAGUUUCUGACGAUGGAAGAAGCAGUUCCGAAACUCAGUCCAGAUGUCUUAGUAAAAAUGGCAUCGAACACACAGGGUCCCAAAGCUCAUGCAGUUCUAUUGGAUUACCUAUGUCACCAUUUUCUUUUUAUCGAAAAGAAUACAAUGGCGAUACAAUAAAAAAGAAAAAUCUAAACAAUAAUGUAUUGGCUGAUAAAACAAAAGAAUUUGACUCUGAGAAAUUGUCUUUAAGACCAGCCUUGGAAACAGCUAGUUCUUCUGCUACGACUGGAUUUCAUAGUAGAGAAAGCUCGACAGAACAUAGCGCACCAUAUUAUUACUCAGAUCUUUCGUCACAAGAACAUAUUAAUGUGCUUCCUGUGUCACAUUUUCUAAAAAAUACAAAUAUUCAUCGUAAGUUAAAUAAUCAAAGAAGGAGAAUUCCAACGCAGAAAAAAAAUGAAAUAACACAUAUCCAUAAUCCGAUACGCAGUAAUCAAAUCGUAAUAUCUGAACAACCUUUCGAUUUAGCAGCUUCUGCUAAAAGUGUGUCAGUUGAAUUUUUAAGUGCUGUUGAGAAAAAUCCAGAUUUUGAUUUCAAAAACAUAUAUGAGUCAACUAGUAACAAAGCUUCUAAAAUACCAGAAUCAAUGAACUUAAUCUCUAGUCUUAGUUGUAAAAAGAGUUCAAACAAAAAAAACUAUGACCAUAUUUCGUCACCAAACCAAAGCAAUCACAAUAACGUGCAACGUGUUUCAACGGGAAGCAUGUCUUCCCACUGUAGCGAAAAUUCUUCCAACACAGUUUACUACGAUGCUGAAAACGAAGCAAGUGCUUAUGAAAAUGUUAUAUAUCACGGAGAGAAGCAUUGGGAUGAGGAUAUUUUGUGGCGGGACAAUUUAAGACGUGUGUCUCAUCGCCAUGCUCGAUCUUUGGACGAUUUAGAUGCUAUAUCUAUUGAAAAUUCUAUACAAGACAGACCUUAUGUUAAUGCGACUGCAAUGAAUAGCAUAAAACGUAUAAAAAAAUCUAUUUUGAAUAAAUCUAAGUCUAAUUCUACUUAUGUUAACUGUGACAUUCAGGCUCAAGUCAAAGUAGAUAGGCAAAUAGAUUCUCAGAGCGAAGAUAAGGACGAAAACGAUGUUUACGUUAGUCUAGCAAAAGAUUCUGAGAUUAAUCAGGAGCAAACUGAUGAAGGUGUAUAUGAACAGCUUACAAUAGAAUCAACAGAAAACGCGCCAACGCCUAGAAAUUGCAAUAAAAAUAGACGAAAAUUUGAAAUAGACAGAGAAAAUCUGCGGCAAUGGGAUUUAAUGUCUAGCGGUUUAAUGAAAGGCGAAUUAGGUCGCGUGCGGAGUACAGUCGUAGGUAUGCGUGCCAGUGAACAUAUAGGAAGUUAUAACACGGACAAUGGAACUGACAGUGCAAACAAUGAAGCUUCUAUGACGAUGUCUGGCACAAAUAUCGAACCAAGCCCAACUAACAAUAACAACAAUCAUACAAACCAGCAAAAUUUAUCAAAAAAAUCGUUUCUCGGAAGUAACACAUCCAUUGGGAGGGGUAAUAGGGAUGGCAAUAUACCAGUGAGGGCCGUUAGCCCAAGAGUCCGAUGGGUAGAAGAAAAACCUUCAAAUGAGCAAUAUGACUCACAACAGAUAACGACAUCGCAACAAAAUUUAAAUACAUCGGUGACAGCAGAAGAAUCAUGGGCUAGGUCACCACCAAGAGCUCAACAACAACCUAUCAGAGCUGUGAGCCCAAGAAUACGAAGGAAUACUGAAAAUGAUGAUAUGCGUAAGGAGGUUCAUAAUCAAGACAUGAGCGAUAUCCCAACUGCCGGUGAACUUCUUGGGAGAAGUCACGAGGAGUUAGUUCUACUUUUGAUUCAGUUGAGAAGACGUCAUACAGCGACUCACCGAGCCAUUGAAACUUGCUGUGCCCAAAUUAGUAGUAUUAAGGAUUGUUUGAGCUCAUUAAAGGCCAUGGAGCGAGAAGAAAGUUUACAACGCUUAGAACAGUUGAAAAUGCAAUUAAUGGAACUUGAAAACCAGUAUGAAAAGAGCAAACCUUUAGUACAAUUAGUCGAUAAUAUGGUUAAAUUAGGGUCACUUUACAAUAGACCUGGUUCAACUAUUGAGAGGUUGGAAAGAAAUCAGAGACUGAGGCAAAAAGUCUUAGCUGAACAUGCUCUGGAGCAACAGAGGUAUCUUAAAACAUUAAACAUCUUAAAUACUUUGACAAAUAUUUUCAGAUGGCUAGAAAGCGCGGCAGCUGGUAAAGCCCUAGAAACUGAAGCCGCUAGAGUGAGGGUCGCAGAACUAUGGGCUUUGGAACAAGAAUUAGCUGAUGAGGCAGCUAUACUCCAAGGACUUAAAACUGAUAAAGAUGCUAUUGAUUCUUUACUUACUGGAGUUCGCAGCAAACUCGACAGUGUCAACAUCAGUGGAAGAUCUCAGACGUCGAGUGGCUUAGAAGUUGAGCUCGCCCGAGUGCAUGCCAUGUUGGCGCACAAUUCUAAGGUUUAUAAGGUUUUCAUACAGAAACUGGAGCAAACAGUAGCAGACAACGCGCGGCUAGAGAGAGAGCUUCAUCACUUGAGGCGAGCAUUACGCGCGCAGAGAGGGAGCGCUGCGCACACGCCGCACCCUCACCCCACGGCUCUGCUGGAGGACGAGGUAUCAAGAGUCCAGCAUCUGGUGUCAGCGCUACAGCGCCAGCGACAAGAACUGAGCCGCGCGGUCAGACAUCUCACGCAACAGUCACACGCUUUGCAAACCACUCACAACUCUAUGCCUGGUAAACAACCUCAACCGCAUCACAUUAGAAACCAAACCUCAUCAAGCUCAUCAUGGCAGGAAACUAAUUUAGAUACAGGACACACAGUCGAGCAUGGUCAAUCUGAUUACGACUAUGAAAUGUCAGGCCCGGUUCUUCCUCCUGGACAUUAUGGUCAAAGCAACGUUGAGACACCACUAUAUGUUGACACGAGAACGCCUGGAAUGGAUGUGGCGUCACCAAUUAAUAGUGAAGAUAUGCAGCAUACAGCUUUUGGUAACCUAUCAAACGUAGAAAAACAAGAGAUCAAAACUGUUCGCAUUGUUAAAAGAGAGAGUGAGAGACGCCAUAGAGACAGAGAAAGAUCCUUGCAACCGAUGUCUGAUUGGUCUACCAGCAAUAUCACUGCCAAUCUAGACCAGUUUCUAGAAGAAGAAUUAGUGCAGCCCAUAAAUAACUAUCGAGCUUCAUCGCUACCACGAACAGAUUAUAACAAAUAUGAAGAAUACUACACGAAGACACAAAAUGAAACUCCGAACUAUCUUCGCCAUAACGAGAAAAAUAUGGACCAAAGUCCGAAAUACCCAUCAAGUCCCUCCCUAUCCAACUACGAUUAUUCCAGAGACAUAUCAUCUUUGAGUAGCAGUUAUCAUAAAGGCUAUGACAGAUACGAUCGUACCGUUUCUCUAUCGACUCAAUAUUUGAACAGCCCUACAGAUAGUUCUAGAACAUUAACUAAUGAUCCUAUGUCGAAAACAAGCAGUAUUGCCAGUUUGACGAGAUCUAAUAUGGAGUUGUCUCCGAUAUUCAAGAGUGAAGCUGCAAAACAGAUCAUAACUGAAAUGUCGGGAGAUAAAACUAAUAAUGGUUCCCUGCACAGACGACAAGUUCCAAAGGAGAAGAGGAGACACUACACGGCACCGCAUCAUUUAAGUGCUAAGACACUCAAUGAAAUGCCUAAGGAUGUUUUCAAUCAAGACGCUUUAGGUAGAUCGUUGGACGACGCCGACAUGGAGCGUGCUCUGCGAGGCGCGGCGCCGGACGUGGUCCGGUCUGCACUGCCCUCGAGGAAAAUUCCAGACUCUAUCGAUCAACUGUUGGCAGCUCCUCAGAAAAUCAUCAUACCUGAGCGCUACAUACCUGAAAAACCCCCAGAACUAUCACCAGAAGAACAGCAGAAAAGGCAGGAAAAAGUAGAAUCUAUCAAGAAGAUGCUGACCGGUUCUUCAGCCGAUCCAAGCAAGAGCCCGGACGGCGAAGAGAAGAGACAGCGAGAACACUUGCUCCAGAUGAACCAGAUCCUCGCCAAGCAGGUCACUGAGAUGAGCAAGAUCAUAGCUGUAAAAGCAUUGGAAGAGCUGCCUCUCCAGGAUAAUACGGAUGAUUACGAAGACCGAUCGCCCGAUGUCGAAUUGCCUAUCUACCAACAAAGAGAUAACUUCUUUACCUGAAGCUUUGUGACGAACAUUCAAACUUUAAAUUAAUUUCAAUCCAGAUUUAAUAUCACGAAACAUCUUGAA
This is a messenger RNA of Melitaea cinxia (Glanville fritillary), 9405 nucleotides long. RefSeq lists its product as uncharacterized. Bases 1 to 9336 code for a protein of 3111 amino acids. The record is from RefSeq and is a predicted model, not a curated record. The transcript has 23 exons. Lineage: Eukaryota; Metazoa; Arthropoda; Insecta; Lepidoptera; Nymphalidae.